This is a messenger RNA of Heterostelium album PN500, 2184 nucleotides long. RefSeq lists its product as uncharacterized. Lineage: Eukaryota; Evosea; Eumycetozoa; Acytosteliales; Acytosteliaceae. Gene Ontology annotation, biological process: methylation. The record is from RefSeq and is a predicted model, not a curated record. Bases 1 to 2184 code for a protein of 727 amino acids. The transcript has 3 exons. Gene Ontology annotation, molecular function: methyltransferase activity.
AUGAAAAUUUAUUCCCUAUAUGCACAAUUACAUUCAUAUUACUUAAAGGAUCUUUCAAAUGUCCAAGAAGUAUCACAAGAUAACGGAAAUACAAUUAUUAUCGGUUCAUCAAAUGGUAAUGAUAAAACAUCAAUAAUAUUACAUUUCAAUGGUAGUACUCCAAUGUCACCGAUCUCCGUUUCCGACUCGAUGUUAACAUUUAAAUUUCCCACAAACACACCAUCUGGAGUAUACAAUGGAAACACACUGACCAAAUUCAACACAUCACCAAUUGUUCCAUUUAAGAUAACAAUUCAACCAUACAUCACAUCAAUAACAUCACCACCAACACAAGGUGGAGUUGUAACAAUCAGUGGUCAAUAUAUGACUUCCAACAUCCAAGGAAAUGAGAAUAUCACUGUAAUUAUUUAUGAUACCAAAUCUAAUCUUAACUCUCCAUGUUCAAAUGCAACGAGAUUGAACAGUACCAGUGUGACCUGUAUUGCAUCAGAAGGAAGUGGAACAUCCGCUUAUUUGCAACUUCAAUUGAACAGAAUCAGUUCAACUGUAAGUGGAUUGAGUAUGGUCUACCAAUCACCUAAAAUACUACCGACAACUUCAGAAUCACCAUAUAGUAGUGGAAUGAUAAGCAUCUAUCAAACUAAUUGCAAAACUUAUUUAUUUUUCUUGAAUUUAUUAUCAACAGUGGUUAGGAGUUAUUAUUGUAGUGUUAGUAGUAGUAGCAACAUCGGCAAUGAUGACAUCAAUUACGAACAAUUCAAAUCAUUGUCGGGUGUAGUUUUGUUAAAGUCAAAGACUUCACAACCUGUAGAUAUGGCAAAAUCAUUGUUGGUUCAAAGUAGAAUAAAUCAAUCGGCUGGUUGGAAUCUGUCAAAGUUCAAUGGACAGUAUGUUGUUGGUAAAGUAUCGGUAGAUCAAUACAAGAAGUUUGCUCAAUUACAUAGAGUUAAUGAUAUCAACAACAACAGCAAAGAAUAUGAAAAUGACAAAACAAAAAUAGAUAACAAUGAUAAAGAAACAGCAGCAGCAGCAUCAGCAGUUGAAUAUCAAUAUCGAUUGAAUCAAGCACAACCUUUCAUUGGUCUAUCUGCUCAAGUAAUACCGAAUGCAGUGUUGGUGGAGAAUGUCACCUCAGAGAAGGUAGCAGUCGAUGCCGCACUCUUGCAACUCGAGCAGCAAUACCGCGCAACUAACAAACAUUGGCCUGCAGGGUGGACUCUGCAUAUCAUCGGAUUGAACCAACAACGUCAAACUUCACUACGUUCUAAACUGUUGAAAUCAAUACAAUCUAAACAACCUACAAUCUACAACCUAUUAAAUAACAAAGUUAAUAAUGAAACUGCAGCUGCUGCUACUACGGUCAAACAUCAAGAAGUUCUAGUUCAAUUACUAUUCAUUAGUAGUGAUAAACUUUAUAUUAGUAUAUGCACACCGCUGCUUCAACAGUAUUAUAGCAAGAUGUUGAGUGGAUAUCCAGGUGGAACGAUACCAGAGUUUGCAAAGAGUUUGAAGCAUUACGUUGCUCAUCAUCAAGAGAUUCCACUCGAUGGCUUGGACAACUCUUUCGAAUCGCUCAUCAAGAACAGACUACCGUCACGCUCCUAUCUCAAGUUGUUCGAGAUGACACUUCGCUUCCCUGACUUUAUGCGACAGCUACACACUGGCCAACUAGCAGUAGACCUAGGUUCAUCACCAGGUGGUUGGUCAUUCUUUUGUUUAGAGAGAAACAUGCGAGUUAUUUCAAUAGAUAAAUCAAAUAUCUAUUCAGAUCAAUUAUUAAAAUAUCAAAAUAAUAACAAUAACAAUAACAAUAACAAUAACAAUAACAAUAACAAUAACAAUAAUAAUAAUAAUAAUAAUAAUAAUAAUAAUAAUAUGACAAUAUUACAACAAGAUGCAGAACUAUUUUCACCAAAUCAACAACUACUACAACAACAACAGGUUGAUUGUUUAUUAAUAGAUAUGAAAGUACCACCAAUACGUACACUUUUGUUACUAAAGAAAUGGUUAGUUAAUAGAUGGUGUCGAUAUUUUAUAGUGACCUUAAAAUUCGAAGGUUCACUCACAGUCACACAAGAAACAGAACAAUUUAUACGCAAUGAACUCCUACCACUUACAAGUUACCUCAAUACUCAUAGCUUAGAUAAUGGUGGAAAAGAGAUAAACAUAUUUGGUAUUCAUUAA